AUGCAACACAAUCAACAAAUGAUCAAAACUACAAAGAAUUCUAUAAGAAUCCAUUCAACACUCAACGUGGAAAUUUUACAGGCACAUCGGUCACCUUUAAAUACAUCGAUGCCGACCGAAAUCAACGAUUCUAUUGAUUUAUCUCACGAUCAAUUUUUAUUCGAUUCAAAUAUUUUUCAAGAAGAUGGUGUCAUCUUGACUGAAGAUGACUACAAUGACUUGUCCAUUGACUUAGAUAAUAUAGAUCCAACUGACUAUUUGUUUAAUUCUGAUUCCAAUAUGUCCAACAUGCAAUCCAGUUCUCCACAAAUACAAUAUGAUGAAAUGACAGAAGUAUCGACAGAUUCAGGUUCGAAUGAGCUUGAACAAGAUCAAAGGGAUUCCGCAGUACCUUCUGAUUCUACUCCGAAAUUGACUCGAUUUGGAAGUAAGAAAGUGAUUAAAUAUUCCGCAGAAUAUUAUGAUCGACGAUCGAAAAACAAUGGAGCAGUACACAAAUCACGAGAAAAGGCUAAAGAAAACAAGAAAGCAAGAGAGUUAAAAAUGGCUAUGUUAGCCAAUGAAAAUCAACAACUAAUUAAUCGAGUUGAUCUACUUACGAAAGAACUGGAAUCACUCAAGUCAUCCUGCGAAGCAUUCAAUCAAAUAUUACCCACCAAUGCAGUUGAGUAA
This is a messenger RNA of Adineta steineri, 672 nucleotides long. Lineage: Eukaryota; Metazoa; Rotifera; Eurotatoria; Adinetida; Adinetidae. The record is from the annotation of a GenBank genome assembly.